AGUAAGCUCAAACAGAAUGAAAUAAAUAAAAUCCUGUAAGAGCUGAAGAGGAUCCAGGCCGAGAUUCAAAGAACGCUGGUUGUCCACCGGCAAAAAGUAUUGCGUCGUAAAACAGAUGAUCAGCUUCAUGCAGCUCAGGAAAGCACUUUCAUGACAGCUGCGAGGGAAAAAAUUCCUAAACUGUUUGAACGAUUGGAGAGCAGUGGAAAUCAGGAGAAUGAGCAUUCUAAGCUAAUGGGCUACAUCAUGGGCUACCUGCGCAUCCUCACUGGACACAGAUCGGUUGUCCUCACCAACAUGACAAAGGAAAAUGUGGUCAACUUUGACUGUUGGAAUCAUGGUGAGAUAUUCCAAGUCCUGGUUGAUGACCACAAAACCAUGCAGUCAUUUGGUCAGGCUGCAUUCAACCUAAAUGAGGAGGAAUUUAGGUGGCUGGAAAACCUCGUCAACUGCAAGUGCUGUCCUCAAGGUCAGGCCAGUGAUUAUGUUUUCCACACAACACUUGGAAAACAGAUUGGUAAGGCCGGGCACUUCCUUCAUCUCGCUUGGGUGGACUGUGGAAUGAAGGGCACAAUCAGUUUUAACAAGAUCCGGAGCAGUGUCUCUACUCAAGCCAACCAAUACCUCUCUGAGAAGGAGAGAAAACAGGUGGCAAAAGCCAUGUGCCACAACCCCAGCACGGCAGAGAGAUUUUAUGUGGCUCUACCAGAAAAAGUCACGGCAUAUGAGACAAGGUGGCCGAGACCAAAGGCGUUAAAGAUGACCAUUGUGAACACCUCUGAGGAGGAUGAAAACAACACUGAUAAGUCAUUAGAAGACACACCAAAGGCGAGCACAGAGGAUGAGGAGCCAAUCUACGAUGACCACGAGUCCUCUUCACUGUCAUCUGAAGAGUUAAGGAUCAUGCGUAAAAGACGUGGAAGGCCUUUCCAGUCAAGUAGCGGCAUUAGAAUCUCCUCCAGUUGUGAGGUUCCCGCACCAUCACAGGACAGACUUCCACCAGCUCAACUUCUCAAGUCCAAGAGGCAAUUGGAUUUCUCAAUGGAAGACGGCUCAAAUAUACUUGUCUGCACACCUUCAAAGUUUUCUUGUGGUGAUGAGAAGUUGCGCCAAACAAUUGCUGAUGAUUGUCUCUUCAAAGCAAAUCUUUCCAAUGCCCUGCCUGGGCAAGCACCCCUUGCCGACCUAAAGAACCUACCUGCACACCUAACUGAGCAGAGCACCAUGUUCCUUGCAGCACAGACGGCUCUGGAGGAACCAAGUAGCGAGCCCGAGCCCCUCACUGCCAAGACCACAGAUUGUGUGUCAGUGCCCGAAACUGAGCUGGUCCCAGGGAAUGUGCCAGCACCCUUGAGCCCCGUACAGCAGACUCCCGACUGGCUGAUACAAAUACAAGAGGAGAAGGAUGCACAAACCCCAGUGGGACUGGACCCAGAAUGUGUUCUGAAUCUUAUGUUCCAGGAGAGACCAGAGUUGGUGUCAGAAACACCAGAAGACCAGAUGCCACAAACCUAAGCAGAGGAGGUGCAGAAGCCCUAGCCAGGCAGGACCCUGGCAUGUGCUCAAAAACCCAUCAUGCAGGUGACCCAGGAGUUGGUGCCACGAACGCCA
Micropterus dolomieu (smallmouth bass) is the source of this 1611-nucleotide messenger RNA. RefSeq lists its product as uncharacterized. The transcript has 5 exons. Lineage: Eukaryota; Metazoa; Chordata; Actinopteri; Centrarchiformes; Centrarchidae. The coding region runs from base 151 to 1515 and encodes 454 amino acids. The record is from RefSeq and is a predicted model, not a curated record.